AUGUGUGGAUGGUUGAAUACUCGUGUCAGUGUCUCCAGUGUUGACUGGAGCUGGACCUCUGGAACCAGUGAUACUUUAUUUGCUCCUGAGGUUGACCACACCACCAACACUGCCAUGGGGCACUACAUGGCCUUUGACUCAAGUGCCAUAACAGAUCAGAUUGCUUAUCUUCAGAGUGAGGUGCUGGAGCCUGAAUCUCAAGGUUGUUUGGAGUUCUGGUACCACAUGUAUAUGUGGGGCAGCGACAAGCUUAAACUAGCAGUUUAUGUAAAUGAGUCCAGUUCUCUACGCUGUCUGUGGAAUCGAACUGGCAAUCAGCAGAAUGUGUGGCACCAUCUCACUGUUGACUACAAAUCAUCUGAACGACACCAGAUUGUGUUUGAAGCUGUGCGUCGACACUUAGAUUAUGGAGUCAUAGCUUUGGAUGACAUCUAUAUCAGGAGGAACACACGUUGCUCUGAUCUUACUCCAACAACACCUGCGCCCACAACUGAGCCCACCUUUCCACCUGCGUCCUCGAUGGACUGCAACUUUCAGGAGGGACUAUGUGACUGGGUCCAGGAGACAGACGAUGGAUUUGACUGGACCCAUCAGAUGGGUGGACAGGUGAAGGAACCAUUGUUAGGACCUUUAUAUGACCACACCAUAAAAAACAACAAUGCUUUGGAUGACAUCUAUAUCAGGAGGAACACACGUUGCUCUGAUCUUACUCCAACAACACCUGCGCCCACAACUGAGCCCACCUUUCCACCUGCGUCCUCGAUGGACUGCAACUUUCAGGAGGGACUAUGUGACUGGGUCCAGGAGACAGACGAUGGAUUUGACUGGACCCAUCAGAUGGGUGGACAGGUGAAGGAACCAUUGUUAGGACCUUUAUAUGACCACACCAUAAAAAACAACAAUGGGUUUUAUCUUAUUGUAAAUAUGUCUGGAGAACAUGAAACCAGUGAGGCAGCUGUCAUUUCAACGCCAAUGAUCAUUCAAAGCACUGAUGUCUGUAUUGGAUUCUGGUACUACAUGUUAGGAGCAUCUCUUGGAAACAUAGAUCUGCUUGUCGAGACGAAAACAAUGGAAACCAUCGCAUGGACAAGAAGAGGCUCCCAGACCUCUGAGUGGCUGAACGCACAAGUUUCCAUUAGUACUGCAGAUGUUGAUCGAGUGAAGUUCUCAGUGAUCAGAGCAGCAGGAGGCAGCAGCUUCAUAGCCAUCGAUGACCUCAGAGUGACUGCAGGAGCCUGUGUGGAGCACAACCCGUGUGGAUUCGAGUCUCCCUCGCUUUGUGGCUUUGAGUCAGAUGUGACUGACAGCUCUAUCUGGCUCCGUGUGGAUGGCAGCAGUGGCCAUGCAGACCAUACAUACAGAACUGAACUUGGCCAUUCAAUGGCUGUGCUUGGAGCCAAACUUGAGAAACCAGAGGUCUCAAAUCUUCUGACACCAGAGUAUAGCCCAUCUACAGAGUCCUGCGUGCAGUUCUGGUAUUGGCUGUCUGCAGGCUCAGGUGAUUCUCUGUCAGUACAUGUUCUUCUGAAUGGGGAGCUGGGUCCAGCUCUCUGGUCUCUUUCUGGAGCAUCUUCUGAUAUUUGGGAGGUGGCAGAAGUCACUGUGUCAUCUCCCUCUGAAUUCAGAGUUGCAUUCAGAGCAGAGCUCAGCACAAACUCUGAGUCAUUUGUUCUUCUGGAUGAUGUCUCAGUUAAAGCUGGAGCAUGUUCCUCAAGAGGAAGUUGUGAUUUUGAGUCAGGAAAGUGUACAUGGGUGAAUGUUGCUAAUGGCGUCACAGAUGGACAUGACUGGAUUCAUGCAGACGGUCACUACAGAGGUCCUUUGGUCGAUUACACUACUCACACUGCAGAUGGCAAGUUUCUUUUGAGCCCAUCUCAGAGGAACACGCAAGGCCAAAAAAGUAGUUCUGUGCUGAUCUCAGAAAAGAUCCAGCCAACCAGUGACUCCUGUUUUGAGUUCUGGUACCAUAUGAAUGGAAGUGACCCUGGAACACUUAGAGUGCUAUUAGAUUCAGGUGCAACAGAGCAAGAACUGUUGUUUGAAACACAGAUCACUGGGAGCAACUGGAAAAAUGUCUCUGUCACUAUAGCUGAGACCAAACCCUUUAAGAUUUAUAUAGAGGCUCAAACGGGCAGUGAAGGCUACAUCGCUGUGGAUGACAUUAGACUGACAAAUGAGCCAUGUAAAGACAUCAGUGUGGAAAGUGGAGUGUUUGUUGGCUGUGACUUCGAGACAGGCACCUGUGAAUGGAAAGAUAUCAGUGUUGGGCAGUUUGUUUGGGAAAGGGACCAGAAUGGUACAACCACCGCCAACACUGGACCAUCAGUGGACCACACUACUGGCACAGAGCUGGGCUGGUACAUGACAGUAGAAGCCAGUCGUGGUGAGCAGAACAGCUAUGCUGCUCUACAGAGUCCCGCCAUGAAAGAGGCCAGCAAUGAGUGUCUACUUGAAUUCUACUACCACAUGUUUGGAGAGGGCAUUGGGGAACUGAAAGUGUUCCUCCAGGAGGGCACAAGGAGGACGCCCUUGUGGUGGAUGUCUGGUAAUCAUGGAGAUGAGUGGCAUUUGGCAGAGUUGAAUGUGGGUCGCACACAUCAAGUUUUCACUCUCCUCUUCGAGGCUACCAGAACCUACAGUGAGCUUGGUGACAUUGCUAUAGAUGACAUCUCCUUCUUCAACUGCACUCUGCCAGGGCCUCAAGAAUCUUGUCAAGAGGGAAUGUUUACAUGUUCGAACAAGGUGUGUGUGGAGCCGAACAGAGUGUGUGACUACAGCGAUGACUGUGGUGAUGGCGCAGAUGAAGAGCUCUGUGAUGUAAAGGGUUUUACCCAUCGCUGCAGUUUCGAGCAUGGCAUGUGCUCGUGGGAAAAGAGUGACUUGAAAGCUGGCUGGAUUUUGCAGAAAGGAGAACAGGCCUGGCCUAAGCAUGGACCACCAAGAGAUCACACCCGCAAUACUGCAGCAGGUCAUUACAUUACUCCAGCACAUGAUCUGAGUGAGAUCCAGACAGCAGAGAUCAUCUCCAGCACCCUGCUGCCCAGCACUGAUUGCACCGUGAGGUUCUACCACUAUUCUCGUGGUGAAAAUAGCACAUCUGCCAGGCUAGUCGUCAUAUUGAGGACGCUUCAUAAUGGAGAUAAUGACCGUAUUCUUUGGGACAAGACUGUGACACAGAGCUUCCUCUGGCACAGAGCGGAAGUCACCUUUUCUACCUCAGUUAAGAGCAAGAUUGUUUUCCAGUAUGUGGGAAUGGGUGAGGCUCAUGUGCCACAGACAGCGGUGGACGAUCUUUCCUUCUCUGUGACAUGUGCUCAUGAUCCUGACAACAGUGAGCUGCCAGUCACACCUGAGCCAACAAUGACACCAGCUACAGCAACACCAAUGACUGAUGCUCCUCCAGCUUCACCAACAGUCAACCCUUGUAAGGAGAAUGAGUUUCAUUGCUGGCGAUCAGAUGGUGUAACGUGCAUUGCAGCUGGUUCUCAGUGUAAUUAUGUCCUAGACUGCCCUGUAGGGGAAGAUGAAGAAACAUGCGGUCCAUGCAAUUUUGAGAAUGGACAGUGUCAAUGGAGUGAUAUAAGUGUAGGUCCUAACAAAUGGCAAUGGGUGAAGGCCUCAAACAACACAGAUCUGCCCACUGACCACACCACUGGAACAGGGCACUACAUGCAGACAUAUAUCAUGGAUCCAUCUACGAAUGAGGCUGUGUUUCAGAGCCCAUCCCUGCCUAUCAGCUCUGCAUACUGUCAACUUCUGUUUCACUUCCACAUGGGUGCAGGAAGUGCAGGCAAUCUCAGUGUGAUCCUGCAGAAGGGAGAGGAGGACAAGAAGCAACUCUGGUCACGAUCCAGCAGCACUUCAACUCAGUGGGCCCCAGAACACUUACCACUGGGCAAACAAGAGCAGCCUUACAGGAUCAUUUUCAGCAGCCAGACCUCACUCAGACAGGAUGAUUCAAGGUCUACAACUCGGACCAUGGCCCUGGAUGAUAUCUCCUUUCACAACUGUGAGAAAGACUACCAACCUCCAGACUUUUCCUUGGCCACAUGCUCCUUUGAGAAGGACUUGUGUGGGUGGAUCCAGGGAGCUGCAGAGGACCUAGACUGGGAGAGAUGGAGCGGACCUACUGAGACCCCAAAUGCAGGUCCUCCGGGCGACCACACUAGUGGAAAUGGGUAUUAUUUGUACAUCAAGAGCUCAAGUCACAUCAGAACGAGGGAUACGGCUCAUCUGAAGUCUCCUCUGUCUCCCCCAACUGGACCUGAUGGGUAUUGCUUCAUGUUCUGGUAUCACAUGUUUGGAGCAACAGUGGGAUCACUAACAAUGUCUAUAUAUGACAUUUCAUCCAACCACAUCACAUCAAUGUGGCAAAGGAAGGGUUCUCAGGGGAAUGAAUGGCAUAUGGCUCAGAGUCAUGUCAAACUGACAGAAGUUCAUCAGAUAUUAAUUGAGGCUUCAGUUGGAGGGCCGUCUGGUCACAUUGCUAUAGAUGACUUAUCUGUCACUAAAGGUGCCUGUGCUCCCACAGAGGGAAUUUGUGACUUUGAAGAGGGGGAUUGUGGCUGGAUACAGCAGACUGAUGAUGACCUGGACUGGAUCCGAGUGUCAGGAAAUAAUGUCCGCUCUAAAUCUAGACCUGGUUUUGAUCAUACAACCAACACAGCGAGUGGAUACUACUUUUAUAUGGAAAGUGCGCCUACCCAUGUGCAAGGACAUACUGCUAGAAUGACAUCUCCUCUGCUUCAAACAGCUGAUGCCAAGUGUCUCCAGCUGUGGUAUUACAUGGAGGGAAAGGGCACUGGGACCCUAAAUGUGUAUCAACAGUUCUCAGACAAAGAUCGGCCCCUGCUGGUGACCCAGUCUGGACAACAGGGGGGACUGUGGAGGUUUGCUCAGACUCCUCUAACCAUCUCAGGGUCAAACUACAGGAUUGUGGUGGAGGGGAUUACAGGCCAAACUGAACAGGGAGUCAUAGCACUUGAUGAUGUUCAGGUUUCAAACUAUCCCUGCACUGCUACAGGACAGUGUGACUUUGAGGUAAACUUCUGCAGCUGGAUGAAUCUGUUGGAGGUGGAUGAUGCUGACUGGCUCAGAGCCCAGGCAGGCACUGAAAAUCACACACGGCCCAGUGUGGAUCAUACCACCAACACUUCCACAGGUUAUUACCUUUAUAUGGACAGUUCUGUGGGGGCCUGGGGAGAUACUGCCAUGAUCCUGAGUGAGAUAUUCACCCCUGACAGCAGAGGGCACUGCUUCACAUUCUGGUAUCAUAUGUAUGGAUACAAUGUUGGAACGCUCAAGUUAUACAAAAAUAACAGGACCGCCCAUAACACCGGCAAUAAGUUUGGCCAGAUAGUAUGGGAGGAGUCAGGAGAUCAGGGCAAUGUCUGGAGGAGAGGCAACAUCUAUGUAGCAUACCGAGAGCCUUUCUGGUUUAUAUUUGAAUUCCUGAAGGGAGCAGGUCCCAAAGGAAGUAUAGCUAUUGAUGAUAUUCACAUAAUUCCCGGGCCUUGUGAUUCAUAUCCCACCUCUCCACCUCCACACCACCGUGACACUGUAGGUAUCGGCGUUGGAGUGGGAGUGACCCUUUUUGUGAUAUUUACUGUUGGUGCUGUCCUUUUUGUGCUGAAUAAAAAAAGAAAAAGGGAAUCUAUACUUGAAGAUGACAUGCUUGAUAGUAACUUUUCUCAUAGCCACUUUGACUGCAACAUGAGUGGUUUAACAUCUACAGGAGAGAACGGCAACUCCAGUGACUUAAGGAAUAUUUUAUUUUCAGCAGAUGGAAAUGACACAUCUUUUACAUAAGAUGAAGAAUCCCAGACACAGACAGAAACAGAUCUUUGUAAAUCUCAUGUCAUCUACUGUAUAUCUUUAUUAUACUGAGAAAUAAUUACAGUGCUCCAACCAUUUGGAUUAACUGUAGCCAUUUGGCAUUUAAAUGCUUGACUGACUGAAUCAUUGCCAAACACAGCACAAACUUGAGAGGACACCAUGUGCUGUAAAACACAAUAA
Molecule: messenger RNA, 6015 nt
Organism: Sinocyclocheilus grahami
Lineage: Eukaryota; Metazoa; Chordata; Actinopteri; Cypriniformes; Cyprinidae
Product: MAM and LDL-receptor class A domain-containing protein 2
Exons: 42
Coding region: 1-5808 (1935 amino acids)
Cellular component (GO): membrane
Molecular function (GO): protein binding
Source: RefSeq, a predicted model, not a curated record